Molecule: messenger RNA, 2001 nt
Organism: Glycine soja
Lineage: Eukaryota; Viridiplantae; Streptophyta; Magnoliopsida; Fabales; Fabaceae
Product: structural maintenance of chromosomes protein 1-like
Exons: 6
Coding region: 785-1225 (146 amino acids)
Biological process (GO): mitotic chromosome condensation
Source: RefSeq, a predicted model, not a curated record
UUCUAAAUCGGUUCUAGAGAACCGUCUUAAAAAGGUUCGUGGUGGCAUUUUUGUAAUAAAAUGAAACAUAACAACGACGUUUGUGAAGAACCGGCUUUGAUGAGGUAUGCGAAAUGGCGAAAUGGUAAUUUUGUAUUCUGGUACAAAGACGGUUUUGUCCAAAAAACCGUCUUUGUUAGGUUAAUAUCUCGUUCAUAUAUAUUGGAUAGUACUCAGUACUAUUGCUAACCCGAGAAACCCUAGCUAGCUGCCGCGCGUGCUCCCGCUCUGCCUUUGGUUCCGUUUCCUCCGCGCAGGAAGGCCAGCUCUGUGGCGGUUCUCGUAAGUUGCUGCUUCAACUGCUUCCCGAUGAAAUCUUCCUUCGUCGACCUCUCCAUGGAGAACAAAUCGACGUCUCCCUCGGAACGAGAACGAACGAGAACUAAAUGAAGAGAGGAGUACAUGCCCUGUUUUUUUGUGUUCCGAAAUAGAGGAAUAUGAAGGUGGAACAGUAACCGGCAAGGAAGUAGUUAAAAACAGGGAUUGGGAGAUGAAUGAAAGUGCCCGUCGAUUGAAUUUUUCAUUUUCGUUUUUGUUUGGUUUGAUGCUGAUUUUUUUUUAUUUGUGGUUGCGUUUCUAUUUGGGAUUCGUUGAUUAUACUAAGUAUUUUUAUAGAAUGGUUAGGUAGAGAUUUUCCUUCGUUGAUAUUAUUGUGAUUAAUUGUGCUUGGAAGGUUGUGCAGAUCUAAUUCCAAAGCUGGAAGGUUGUGCCAUGUGCACUUGUGCAGUUUUGAUUUGAUCCUAGCAUGUUAUACAUGGAUAGGGACGAUUCUGCAAUACCCCUUAAUACCUCAAUUAGAUACUCAUAUUUUCAGGUUACAUCCACGCACUAUACCAUAGAGGCCCAAAAGGAGCAUUACAAAUUCAAGAAACUGGAGAAUUAUAUGGUUUUGCCAAAUAUGGCUUCAAUAAAAGAUACCAAUGCCAUUUCAUACAAUCUUUGUGGUUUGGUUAGGAUGGCUAGUGGUGAUCUGAAAGUGAAGAGUUUCUCCGCCGUGGUGGGACCUAACGGGAGCGGGAAGAGCAACGUCAUCGAUGCGAUGCUGUUUGUGUUCGGGAAGCGAGCCAAGCAGAUGCGGCUGAACAAAGUUUCGGAGUUAAUACACAAUUCCACCAAUCACCAGAAUUUGGAUAGUGCAGGGGUUUCAGUUCAUUUUCAAGAGAUUGUGGAUUCGGGAACCAGGUAAACUUGGGAACCACACGAGAUCAAAUUAUGUCCGAGAGAAAAAGGAGACAGCUAAUGGCUGAGAGAUUCAUAGCGUUUUCAUCUAUUAUACCUGGCUUGAAGGUCAGUGCUUAAAUCUCUGCAUCACUUUGUAGUAUUAUUUUAUCGUUAAACACUUCAAAAUACAAUAUUUCUAUGGAAAAUGUUUCCAAUUUUUUGCCUGUGAUCCAAGGUAGAAGGAUGACAAAUAGAGAGGUAAAAAUAAAAGAAUGAGGGGAAAUUGUUGGUUGAUGGAUAUGUAGUGAAAAAAAAAUAAGGUUAGAAAUAAUUUGUAAGAGAAGUUGCUGGGUGAAUAAAAUAGUGUAGAGAGAUUGAGAGACGGAUAAAAAAAAUAAAAGAGAUCCAGAGUAAUAGAUACCGAAAGUAUAUGCUUAGUAAUAAUUGAGCUAGGUUAGGCUAAGUUUGACUAGUUUAACACCUAAGUGAAAGUUAUUGGUUUUAACUUUCUAUAGUUUCUCAAUUGGCCUUAAGCAUUAUUUGUUAGCGGACAUUUUUAACCAAAUUAACAAAUUAAUAUUUGAUAAUAAAAAGAAAUAAAACUUGCAUAUCUUUAAUUUACAAUCACACACUGCAUUCCUAUGUAUAAAAUAAUUUUUUAAUGAAAAAAUAGAAUUUUUAAUGCAAUGAUAACUUUUUAAGACAAAAAUGGCUUAAUAAGCAAAAUUUGGACAAAUUUUCUGUAUUUUGCUCGUUUGUAAUAAUUUUUUUAGAGUUAUCUUAUGAGAUAUAUAAGUAUAU